UAUAGUGAUUUUAUUUUUGAUAUAAAACGUUGGUUUUUUGUGUGAAAAAAAAAAUAUGCAAGACUGGUUUUAAAUCUAAUUACCAAAAAUUUUAUUCGUGCAUGAGUUUACAAAAAAUAAAUUCUCUAAUUGUCCCUUCAUAAAUGUCCAGCGCUUGCGUGAUUUUUCCAGGAGAGCAACAGAAAAAAGUAGCGGGACAUUGGGGUGGUUUUGUUGAAAAAAAUAUCAGUAUGAUUUCGAGACAUCCUGGUGGAUAGAUUAACCGGCUUUUUCAAUGUCUUUAAUUCGACUUAUUUUACUCAUCGCAAUUGUCACUAAAAUUGGGCAUUGUGAUGAACACGAGUAUAGAUUAAUGAAAUAUUUAAUGAAUGGAUAUGAUGCUGGUGUUAGACCAGCUAAAAAUGCAUCACAACCAAUGGUUGUUGUUUUUGGACUAUCACUUCAUCAUAUCAUUGACGUGGAUGAAAAAAAUCAAAUUCUCACGACAAAUUGCUGGAUAACACAAAUUUGGACUGAUCAUCAUUUGAUGUGGAAUAUAUCUGAGUUUGCUGGUAUCAGAGUAUUGAGAAUACCUUAUUCACGUAUUUGGCUACCUGAUACUAUUCUUUACAACAAUGCAGAUCCACAAUAUAGUUCAGCAGUUAUAAAUACAAAUGUCAUUGUGAGUCACACUGGACAAGUUAUUUGGUUGAGCCACGGUGUAUAUCGUAGCACAUGCAAUAUUGAAAUUGAAUUUUUUCCAUUUGAUGAACAGAGAUGUGCGCUCAAAUGGGCUUCAUGGACAUAUGAUGGAUAUCAACUUGAACUUGAGGCUCAAAGUGAAGCUGGUGAUACAAGUAAUUAUCAAGUAAAUGGUGAAUUUGAUUUACUUGAUUUUUCAGCUCAAAGAAAUAUUGAAUUUUAUUCAUGUUGUCCAGAGCCAUAUCCUGAUAUAACAUAUGAAAUACGUUUACGACGUCGUCCAAUGUUUUACGUUUUUAAUUUGAUAUUACCAUCUCUUUUAGUAUUCUACGUUCCAUCCGAGUCAGGUGAAAAAGUUACCCUUGGGAUAUCUGCACUUUUAUCGAUGACUGUAUUUUUGAUGACCAUCAGGGAGACACUUCCACCCACUGAGAAAACUCCUCUCAUAAGUUUGUAUUACGGUGUUAGUAUUUGUCUAGUGUCCUUUGCAUCGGGUUUAGCUGUUGUUACACUUAAUCUACAUCAUCGUGGAAUAAGAGGAACAAGAGUACCAACUCUAAUUAAAUCGCUUAUCCUUGAAAAAUUAGCGAGACUAAUAUUUUUUAAUUUUCAAGAUGAGACACCAAAAGAUACAAAUGAAAAUUAUCAAGAAGAGACAACAAGAAGACGACAAUCAUGUCCACUUCAUUUUUCAAUGGAAAUGCAACAACAACAACAACAAUCAUCACAAAAAUAUAUCGAUAGAAAUUCAGAUAAUAAUAGUAGCAGUAGUAAUAUUAGUAGUCCAAGUAUUAAUUUGGCAAAUAGUAAUAAUUUAGAAAUUCAUUGGUUAAAAAUAUUACAACGUGUACAUUCGACAAUUGAAAAAAAUGAAAAGAGACUUGUUGAACAAGAUAAUCGUCAACGUUCUGAGCUUGAAUGGAAACAAGUUGCACUUGUAAGUGAUCGUGCAUUAUUAUGUAUAUUUUUUUUAACAACAGCAAUAAGUACAGCUAUUAUUCUCAGUGGUUCACCACCAGUUGAUCCAAUUGUACCAAAAGGUUAAUCAAUUUUAAUUCAAAUCUACAAUAUCAUUGUAAAUAUUUCGAAAAAAAAACAACUUCAUUAUAAAGCUUCUCUUCUUUAA
Molecule: messenger RNA, 1807 nt
Organism: Aphidius gifuensis
Lineage: Eukaryota; Metazoa; Arthropoda; Insecta; Hymenoptera; Braconidae
Product: neuronal acetylcholine receptor subunit alpha-10-like
Exons: 9
Coding region: 275-1726 (483 amino acids)
Biological process (GO): regulation of membrane potential; signal transduction; chemical synaptic transmission
Cellular component (GO): postsynaptic membrane; synapse; neuron projection
Molecular function (GO): acetylcholine-gated monoatomic cation-selective channel activity; transmembrane signaling receptor activity
Source: RefSeq, a predicted model, not a curated record